Triplophysa dalaica is the source of this 1284-nucleotide messenger RNA. Its product is annotated as transmembrane protein 196. The transcript has 4 exons. The coding region runs from base 287 to 847 and encodes 186 amino acids. The record is from RefSeq and is a predicted model, not a curated record. Lineage: Eukaryota; Metazoa; Chordata; Actinopteri; Cypriniformes; Nemacheilidae.
AGGAGAAGCAUGGUAUACAGUGUGAGGAGGAGGUAAAGUUAAACCGGCGCCGUUUACGCACGGUGGAGAGCGCUGUUGCGCAACGAUGCGCAGCCAUCCAGAAGAUGCGCAUUGUCCCUGGCGUAUGGAGAUCAGUUCUGGGGGAACUAGUUUAAGGCUCUUGUGUUCAUUUCCACUGUUGAGGAUCUAAAUCUGCUUUGGUUUGUCUCGAAAAACAUGGAGUGACGCGUUGAACAGGGGCUUCGUAUAUUUUUGCGCACCUGUCAGGAAGGAUGCCCGAGCGAAGAUGUGCAACAGUCGGAAGAUCAUCUGGAGUUUGUUGUUUCUGUCGGUUCUGGAGAUAGGACUCGGGGUGUCCAGCGUCGUUCUGGGCGCGGUGGGCAUCUGGCGGGUUAAAGCGGAGCACAAACCCCAACAGGGCGACGCAUCUCCGGUAUGGAGCGGAGCGUGUUUUCUUAUCUGUGGAUUGUGUGGCAUGCUGUGUGCACGGAAGAGAACAGGACUGAUUAUGAUUGCGUUUUCCUCCUGCUGUAUCUGUGGUUUAAUCGGGGGAAUCCUGAACUUUCAGUUUGUCCGUGCGCUGCUGAAGCGGCAGGACGCCAUGCGCUCUCUUCAUCUGGCCAUCAUGUCUCUGGCGUGUCUCGGGAUCAGCAGCUGCACGCUGUCCACCUGGCUGACCUGCAGGCUGGCCAGCAGCGAGCAGCAGCGCAUGUUCCUGGAGAGAGAACAUUCACUGCAUCACUCUCACGAAAUGGCAGAGAAGGUACGCCUGGAGCCGGAGGUUUUGGAUAACACCAGUAACGGCAUCUCGCAAAUCUCCUUCAACGGACUGAGCGCAUCCCCGUGAGCACACUCCCCACACACUCCUAACAGCACAGUUCUUCCAUCUGAUUGGCUGGGACAAGCUGACGGUUCUACAUUCGGAUUGGCUGAGCAUGCGGACCGUUCUUUUGAUUGGCAUAGGCAGGCUGACAGCAGUGACAGGAUAUCCUGUGCAUGUGUAUGUUCAGAGAGCCAAUAGGUGAGAUAACAGUACUGAUUGGACAGGUGACACCUGGUGACCUCAGCAGAUAUCAGUACUGAAGUAUUUGAUAACCAGCGUACAGAAAACAGACUAUUUCUAUUGAGUACAAUAGACAAAUAAGCAUGCUCUCUCUCUCUCUCUCUCUCUCUCUCUCUUGAUAUCUAGAUAAAGGGAAUGUUGAAUCUGAAAUUGUAAUCCUGAUAUUGUACUGUAUGGUAUACUGAAUGCAUUUAUCCUGACCGUAAAAAGUGCACACUUUA